This is a messenger RNA of Rangifer tarandus platyrhynchus (Svalbard reindeer), 1428 nucleotides long. The record is from the annotation of a GenBank genome assembly. NCBI's taxonomy places the organism in Eukaryota, Metazoa, Chordata, Mammalia, Artiodactyla, Cervidae.
AUGCCUCACAGGAAGAAAAAGCCCUUUAUAGAGAAGAAGAAAGCUGUGUCUUUUCACCUGGUCCACCGGAGCCAAAGAGAUCCUUUAGCAGCAGACGAGACUGCACCCCAGAGGGUUCUGUUGCCUACACAGAAGAUAAAAGAGGAGGAGAGGCGAGCGGAGCAGAGGAAGUAUGGAGUGUUCUUCGACGACGACUAUGACUACCUGCAGCACCUGAAGGAACCCUCUGGGCCCUCGGAGCUGAUUCCCACAAGUACCGUCGGUGCACCUUACAGGGGAGAUGGGCGAGAAGAGCCUUUAGUAACUUCAACUAGUGGAAUUAAGUUGCCUUCCUCAGUGUUUGCAUCAGAGUUUGAAGAAGAUAUUGGAUUGUUAAAUAAAGCAGCUCCUGUUUCAGGACCUCGGUUAGAUUUUGAUCCUGACAUUGUUGCAGCUCUUGAUGAUGAUUUUGAUUUUGAUAAUCCGGAUAAUUUACUUGAAGAUGAUUUCAUUCUUCAGGCCAAUAAGCCAACAGAAGAGGAAGAGGGAAUGGAGAUACAGAAAUCUGAGGCUGAAGAUGACAGUGAGUGGGAAGAUGUGGAUGAUGAGAAGGAAGGAGGUAGUGAUGACGAUAGAUAUGACCCUGCAGGCUCAUCAGAUGAGGAUAUGUCUACCCCUGGAAAACCUCUUGGGGCUGUAGAAAAUCACUUCUUCUGGGAAGAGGAAACAAAAAGUCGCUUUACUGAGUAUUCCUUGACGUCCUCAGUCAUGAGGAGGAAUGAACAGCUGACCCUACAUGAUGAGAGGUUUGAAAAGUUUUAUGAGCAAUAUGAUGAUGAUGAAAUUGGAGCUCUGGAUAAUGCUGAAUUGGAAGGUUCCAUUCAAGUAGACAGCAAUCGCUUAGAGGAAGUUUUGAAUGACUACUAUAAAGAGAAGGCAGAGAAUUGUGUAAAACUGAAUACUCUUGAACCCUUCGAGGAUCAGGACCUGCCAGUGAAUGAGCUGGAUGGGCCUGAGGAGGAAGAGAUUGUUACUGUGGUUCUUGAAGAAGCCAAAGAGAAGUGGGAUUGUGAGUCUAUUUGUAGUACAUACUCAAAUUUAUAUAACCAUCCACAGCUUAUCAAAUAUCAACCAAAGCCCAAACAAAUCCGACUAUCUUCUAAAACAGGAAUACCUCUCAAUGUCUUACCUAAGAAAGGAGUCACAGCAAAGCAAGUUGAACGAAUGCAGAUGAUUAAUAACAGUGAUCUCCCUAAGAUAUCAACCCAACCACGUUCUAAAAGUGAAAGCAAAGAAGAUAAAAGAGCACGAAAGCAAGCUAUCAAAGAAGAGCGCAAGGAACGGAGAGUGGAGAAGAAAGCUAACAAAUUAGCCUUCAAACUGGAGAAAAGAAGGCAGGAAAAAGAAUUGCUGAACUUGAAGAAGAAUGUUGAGGGUCUAAAGCUAUGA